GCUGUUUCUCCCUUUCGGCCCAGCCACCUCACUCAUCUCCAUACAACACAGCAGUUGAUUUCAUGUUCAGGUACGCAUCACCCACUGCGCUGCACCGCUGACGUGGUCGCCUUGCAGUAUUCCCAAGCUGCUGAUCGUGCUGCCCGCAUCCCUCCCACAAUGUGACAUUAAAAGAACCAAGUCUCCGUCAAUUGUUCUGUGGAACCAUCUCUACUGCAAAUCAUCAUCUGACAGAAUGGCUAUCCAUACAGUACGACGAGCGUUUAGCUCGAUAUCCCAAGAAAGCACUCUGCAAUUCGCCCGCGACAUGCUGCAAAUCCAUGUAAUCUUCCACCUGGUCCGCAUUGCGGUUUCAAUUGCCCUCCUGCCGCUGGACAACACCAUUCUUCUGGCCUCCUACGCUGCGGGGUAUGUGCCCGGCGACAUUUCGCAAUCCUCGAGCCAUGAACGUCGCCGCCAGAGAAUUCUACGAGAUGAGAACUUCCGUCCCAGGACCGUCCUGGUUACCGGGGUCAAUACCCCGCAUGGGCUAGCGGUGGCCCGUGGAUGGUACUACGCCGGCCACCGGGUCGUCGGAGCGAACAUCACGGAGGGCGCCAUCGCCCCCGGUGAGGGCAUGUCCAAGACACUGGCUGCCUUCUACCACGUCCCCAAAUCCAAGUACAGCGCCCGGCUACUCGACAUCAUCCAGAAGGAGAAAGUGGAGAUCUGGAUCCCGUGCGCGAACGAGGCCUCGGCCCUUGACGAUGCAGCGGCCAAACAGGUGAUCGAAAGCCGGACCCAUUGCAAAUGCAUCACGCUGGACGCCAGCCUUGCCGAAAUCUUCAGCAACCAAGACACGUUCAAUCAGUACCUGGUCGAGAAGCGGCUGCCGGUGGUGGAAAAACACCAGGUCCUCUCGCGGGAUGCCAUUCACAAGAUCUUGCAUCGGUCGCCGUCCAAGAUUUAUCAAAUGCGGAGACCGACCCCCACUCCCGGGGACGAUAAGGUUGUCGUGCUGCCGAAACGGACCCUCAGUCUCACCUAUUCCGAAGUCAGUGAGAUUCAGAUCUCCAAGGAGCGGCCGUGGAUAUUGCAGCAGCAGACGCGGCUGGGCCAGUUCGUUGCAGAAGUGAUGGUCAUCUGCGGCCAUGUCAAGGCCAUCAAGAUCUAUCCUGGCGACAGGCAGUCCGAUUGGGGUCACUCCCGCCUGGACAAGGGUCUCGCGAGGGCGGCGCAUGCGCUCACGGAACGGUUCGCGCUCCAGGGUGGGCCUCGACUGACCGGUCAUCUACGCCUCCAACUGACGGUGGAUGAGGAGUUCAACGACAACUUCCUCCGGUACGCAAUCCACAUUGAGGGCUGCGAGCAAGGCGCCGCGGCGGUUAAGUUUCUUCUCGAAAAUAAGCCCGACUCGAUGGUGGCAGAGUACCUGGAGGUGCUCACGCCACACAUCAACGGGGUCAACGGCGAAGCGCCCGCGAUCGAUAUCGCAUCCAUUGAUAUGGAAAUCUCCACCCCGCCGCCUGAGACCUUCAGCCUCUGUCGGAUGGCUCGAAACUGCGAUGUGCGGAGGGUGCUUCCGGCCCUCUACCCUGCGAUCGAACAGAUCGAUCGCAGCAUCCACGAAGGAAGCAGAUUGCUUCUGUUCUGGAAGAACUGGCGGUUUUCCGCCAUUGACCCGUUGCCAUGGUGGUGGCAUACACAUAUCUAUCAGCCUCUGAAAGAGAUCGAGAUGAUUAUGAAUACGAACAACGGCAAGCAGGCAUAAGAUUUUGCCCCGCCUCGUUGGCCGUUUUGACGACUCUCCUUUGUUUUUGCAUUUUUUCUUGUGUAUUCUCAUUAAUUUACUCUCCCUAUUUGCACUCCUCUCCUUUUUGGUUUCUUAUUAGUUAGCGAAACGAGGUUACGACGGGUCACAGCACCUGAGACGAUGUUAGUGUAUAAAGGAGCAUCGAGUGGCGUCUUCUGAGUAUAUUGGCUAUUUGCAGAUCUGUGGACUUCCAGACAAACGCGUUAAUGAAUCAUCACCGCUUGAAACAAUCUGAUGCAG
Molecule: messenger RNA, 2032 nt
Organism: Aspergillus homomorphus CBS 101889
Lineage: Eukaryota; Fungi; Ascomycota; Eurotiomycetes; Eurotiales; Aspergillaceae
Exons: 1
Coding region: 236-1750 (504 amino acids)
Source: RefSeq, a predicted model, not a curated record